GGAUGACCCGGAUGUUGAUUGGCUCUGUGUUGAAAGACCACGCUGCUUGCGUGGUGCUGCUACUUUCUUCACACUAAUGGACACCUUCGAGCUGUUUCGGAAGCUCGGAGCUGGAGCUAAAUUUGACUUGAAGAGAUUUGGUCUCGACGCCGCUCGAUUUAAGGUUGUCAGAUCUCAGGGAGAAAAGGCAACUUCAGAUUGUCUCUCUGAGAUCGACUACUUUGGCUCAGGCUCAGCUAAUGGAGCCCAGAGACGUGAUGAGGAGGAAAGUGACCGCGGACACUCGACUGAGAUUGGGAAGAGGAAGCGCAAGGAAGAAGAGAUAGAUGUGAAGCGCCAGAAGAAAACGAGUAGAAGCAGCACGAUGGAGGUGGGAGGUGCUGCUCAGCAGCUGAGUGACACUCAGGGCAUCACUUGGACCUCCCUGGACAAAACCCCUCAAACCCUGCAAAGAGACGGGAAUGGGAAGUCCUCGUUGAAGAGACUGAAGCAUCUUCAUCUGGAGAAGGUGAAUCAAAUUCGUGCUAAACACCGUAUAAAUGUGCACGGCAGCGACGUGCCCGACCCUGUGUGCACAUUUGAGGAGCUGCAGUCCGAGUAUCACCUCCACACACGCAUUCUUCAGAACCUCAAAGAUGCAGGGCUGAACUCUCCAACGCCGAUACAGAUGCAGGCGAUACCGCUCAUGAUGCACGGUCGGGAGCUCUUGGCGUGCGCUCCCACGGGAUCGGGGAAAACGUUGGCAUUCUCCCUUCCGCUGCUCGCCCACCUGAAGCAGCCAGCAAAUCUGGGCUUCAGAGCUCUGAUCAUCUCUCCAACCAGAGAACUGUCUAGUCAGACCCACCGAGAGCUGCUCCGCCUGUCAGAGGGAGUCGGGUUUAGAGUUCACAUCAUUGAUAAAGCUUCCCUCGCUGCCAAGAAAUAUGGCCCACAGUCAAACAAGAAAUAUGAUAUCCUUGUCAGCACUCCAAACAGACUGAUCUACCUUCUGAAGCAGGACCCUCCUGCUGUUGACCUCAGCAGUGUGGAGUGGCUGGUUGUGGACGAGGCUGAUAAGCUGUUUGAAGACGGUAAGACGGGAUUCAGGGAGCAGCUGGCCACGAUUUUUCUCGCCUGCUCUGGUGCAAAGGUGCGCAGGGCUUUCUACAGCGCCACGUGCACACAAGAAGUAGAACAGUGGUGCCGGCUGAACCUCGACAGCCUGGUUUCUGUCAACAUUGGACACCGAAACACGGCAGUGGAGACGGUGGAACAGGAACUGCUGUUUGUUGGGACAGAGAGCGGAAAGCUUGUGGCCGUGAGGGACAUCAUCAAGAAAGGUUUCCUCCCUCCCAUGUUGGUGUUUGUUCAGUCCAUAGAGCGAGCACAAGAGCUCUUCCACGAGUUGGUGUACGAAGGCAUCAACGUAGACGUGAUCCAUGCCGAGCGCACGCAGCAGCAGAGGGAAAAUGUGGUGAACAGCUUUCGCUCCGGUAAGAUUUGGGUUCUGAUCUGCACGGCUCUGCUUGCCAGAGGAAUCGAUUUCAAAGGAGUGAACCUCGUACUGAACUACGACUUCCCCACCAGCGCCGUGGAGUACAUCCACCGGAUCGGACGAACUGGUAGAGCAGGGCAUCGGGGGAAGGCCAUCACUUUCUUCACAGAGAAUGACAAACCGUUGUUACGCAGCAUUGCUAAUGUGAUAAAACAAGCUGGCUGUCCUGUUCCAGACUACAUGACAGGCUUCAAAAAGAUACACAGCAAAAUAAAGCGAAGACUUGAGAAAAAACCUCCCAAGAGAAGCACCAUUUGCACAACUCCUCGCUUCCUAAUGAAGGAGAAAGGCAAAGCACAGAAAAAGCAACAAACGCAGAAAGAAGAAACUAAACCUCCAACAGCAGCACAAAGACAAAAAGACAUAAAGAAGACAAACAGGCAUGAGAAAAAAGCACCAAAAGGAGGGGGAACAAAAAAACACAAAGGCGCAACUCAGAAGAUGGGAUCAAAUUCCUCAGGAGUUAAAAUUAAAAAGAAGAAGAGUCAGAAAGUUUAAUCAGAGACGGCAACGGAGGCAAGAAACGACUUGAGAAUAAUGUGGACUUUGACUUUUUCAUCAAUAUUUAGCAGUUUUUAUUUUCACAUUUGUGCAUUGUAUCAUCAAAGUUAAAAAAUAAAUAAAUGUGUGUAUGUUAUUCUUAACUUUGAGUUUUACUUUACGGUCUGAGUUGAUAACCAAGCAGCUGACAGUAGCUAAUGGAAAUUAAAUAAAAAAUGUCCUCAAACUCCUCAAGAAAUACUGGUGGA
This is a messenger RNA of Nematolebias whitei (Rio pearlfish), 2283 nucleotides long. RefSeq names its product DEAD (Asp-Glu-Ala-Asp) box polypeptide 52 (gene ddx52). Lineage: Eukaryota; Metazoa; Chordata; Actinopteri; Cyprinodontiformes; Rivulidae. Gene Ontology annotation, molecular function: ATP binding; RNA helicase activity; nucleic acid binding. Gene Ontology annotation, cellular component: 90S preribosome. The record is from RefSeq and is a predicted model, not a curated record. The transcript has 15 exons. Gene Ontology annotation, biological process: maturation of SSU-rRNA. The coding region runs from base 77 to 2032 and encodes 651 amino acids.